AUGGGAGCUGCUGCUGUGCUUGGAGAGGCUGGGGCAGAAACUAGUGAUGUGGAAAGCACCGCUACGGCGUGUCUGGAGCAGCUACUGCUUAACAAGGCUCAUGAAAAGCCUGGGCACGAUGUGGCUAAUAAGGCUUCACAGAAGACACUCGUCCAGGAACUUAAAGAGACAAGGGAAGCGUCUGGGAGUACGCUUCAUAGUGAUUCUCAUGAAACCGAGCCAGAGAUGGUCACCAAAGCUAUGGCGUCCAAUUCGCUUGACGAUUAUUGCCUGCUGAACUGGAUGAGUCCUUCGCUCGGCCAUUACCCGCUGGUUCCUGCUCUUCACAGUCUAGAGUCGCUUGGUGACGUUCAGCGGUCCAAACUGGUCAGUCAGCUUCAUGUCAAUAAACGUCUGCCCAAAAAACGCAAGUGGCAGCUGAUCCACGACGAAAAGGUGUUUUUGCAAAGCGUCAACGAGAACCUUCUUCCGUCGGUAUUGAAACAAGGCGUCAGUCCGAUCCAGGAAAGCAAAUCCAGGUUUCUGUUGGAUACGGUGAGGCCUGGUGAAGAAAACACCAGAAACAGCAUCGACACAGAAAGACGGUCCAGUGUUGGAGGAAAGGUCAGUUUUGACAAAAACAGAACCAGCGUUUCUGAAGCUUUCCCUGAUAUCAUGGAAGGCCUCGAAGAGAUUCCUCUGUCUACACCUCCACCAUGGGCCCAGAACCAGCCAUCCUCUGGGCUUCGCCAAAUCUCCCUCCAAGACUGGGAACAAAACAAAGAACAGUGGCUCCAACAACAGUACAUGAGCAAACUGACCACGAUGAACACAGAAAUCGAGCAAAACAGGCCCCAGAGCUAUAUUCUGGCCCUGGCUUCUGCUCCUUCCCUCCACACAUAUAGACGAAACCUGGAAGGCAGCGUGUGCAACAACCGCCGGCUGCUUCUAGCGCAAGAGCUGUUUGAAAACGUUCUUACCCACUGCGUCACACCGACUGCCAGGGUUCCUGAACUACCCAUCAUCCAGCUGACCAACUCGUCGCCCAUCAAGAAAGUCAUGGGCAUGUUCCGUCGCCGAGGCCUGGAGGCUGCAGAGUUUGCUGGUGCCAACUACAGCUUUGCCUAUGGGCCUCCGCCUGCCGGGCCCCAGUCCCAGUCCCAUAAACACCUGGACUCGGUGGCCAACUCCAUGAACUCGCAUCCGGUGUCGUUGGCUUCUGGCAAGUCUUCACGCUCCGGGCUGCCACGCAAGGCCAUCAAGUCUUUCCUUCUUGGCCACCUGCUGCUGCACAAGUCAGGCAGUAGUUUCACUUAUACCCCUAAUAACCCGCCGCCUGUGCCGCCGGCGCCUCCACCGAUUCCCAUUUUGUUUAACAUGCCUAAAGAUCCACUUUUUCGUCAUAGCACUGAGCUUUUGCAGCCAUUCCGAAUCCCCUCUGACGAGUGGGAAAUGAGCGAAGCCACGGCACUGGACCAGUCUCGAGUGAGCAGUUUGCCGAGUGCCAUUAUUGGUGAAUAUGAUAAAGAGAAGUGGAGGAAGUUGAAGGAGCUUGAACAGAGACAGGAGGCAGAGGCUAUUGCCGAGCAGGCGGCCGAGUAG
This is a messenger RNA of Candidozyma haemuli, 1581 nucleotides long. RefSeq lists its product as uncharacterized. Lineage: Eukaryota; Fungi; Ascomycota; Pichiomycetes; Serinales; Metschnikowiaceae. The record is from RefSeq and is a predicted model, not a curated record. Bases 1 to 1581 code for a protein of 526 amino acids. The transcript has a single exon.